Messenger RNA from Lytechinus variegatus (green sea urchin), 2165 nucleotides. RefSeq lists its product as uncharacterized. The coding region runs from base 8 to 859 and encodes 283 amino acids. The record is from RefSeq and is a predicted model, not a curated record. The transcript has 5 exons. Lineage: Eukaryota; Metazoa; Echinodermata; Echinoidea; Temnopleuroida; Toxopneustidae.
GGCAUUGAUGUUUAUUACACCCCUCCUGAUCUCACAACUUCCUGUUCUUGAUUGUCAAGUUUCCUGUCCAACUGGAUGGAUAAAUCGUCCCAGAUAUUGCUACAAAUUCUAUAAUGACAGGUUGUCAUGGCGACUUGCAGGGGAACAAUGUAAAUUUGAUGGAGGAUUUUUGACCUCCAUUGUUGACAGGCAUGAGAAUGAUUUCCUUGUAGAAUCGUUUAGAAAUCUGACAUCCUUAGCCUGGAUAGGAAUGGAUUCUACAGGACUCUGGUUAGAUGGAUCGAGUUCUCAAGGUUUCUCAAAUGGCUUUAGAUAUGAAACACUAAGCACGAGCAGAUGUUCAGUGAUUAAUCUUGAACAAAAUGGAACGUGGAACGUAUUAGAUUGCCUUGCCUCCAGACUCAACUUUAUCUGCAAGAAGAAUCAAGAUCGUGGCCAUGGCGACGUAACCACCGAUACAGUAAACGGUGAGGAUGAAGAUACGAUAGGCUCACCAACGGGACUUUCUCGUUCGCUCUUAGUCUUCCUCUGUUUAUGUUCGGUCGUCGCCAUCACGUGUAUUGGCGGUUGCAUAAGCAGUCCCAUCGGAACUUUUCUUGCCAAAUGUCUGUGGGAAUGCCUGCUCGCCAUCUGCAAAAUUAUGGCAGAUACGGUGAUUGGUUUCUUUGGCUGGGUAUACGAGUGGCUUUGCAUUUUAGGACUGGCCAUCCAGUUAUGUUUUAUUCACCUAUACCGAUGUUUUACUUGCAAAGAGCUGCGCAGAAAGCGACGGGAGAGACGGGAAAGGACACCUCCGGAGCCUGAAACGCAGGAACCACUAAGGGCUCCACUGGCCAGUGUUUCCACAGCCCCAAAAUAAAUUUCCUGAAAUUCAUAGAUAUUUCCUGGAAUUUUCAAGAUUGAUUUUACACGAAAAUCAGGCAAUAAUACAGCGAGCCUAAAUUCGGCCUAGGUGGCCCAAAUCAAGGAUUUUUGCAAAUUUUUGUUCACGCCCUCUUUAAAAAGAAGAACAAAAUUACAAAUGCGAGCGCAGAGCGCGAGCGCCUGAGCUACAUAUGGCUAUAGUGUAAAACACUAUUAGAAUAUAACCUGAGUAUCAUGAAUAUUGAUAAUUUCUAUGUUUAAUUGUUGUUUAAUUGCAAUUUUCGGAUUUCCCGGAAUUUCCUGGAUUUUUUUUCAUUUCCCGGAAAUUACCUGGAAAACGUCUGGAUUUCCCGGAAUUCGGGUAAUUUCCUUCAAAGUGGAAACACAGCCACUGGCCGAAGCCGAACCGGAUAUGCAACCGAGAUCUUUUCCGACGGUACCACCCGAACCCCCUCCAUCGUUUAGUGACGUCACUUCCGAUCAUCAAGGCCCAGCAGGUAGGGGUUCUCUGGAACCAACAGCUCCCCCGCCGUCACCACCGUCGACACACUCCGACAGAACUGCACCACCAUCCUACGAGGAUGCUUUAAAUCCAACGUUAAAUGUGCGAUCUUCACACAAUACAUGCAAUACAGAUGGGACUAUGAAUCCCCCGACUUACCAAUCAGUGUCUAGAUCUUGAUUUGACACAACUGUUCCGAUUUCUCAUUUGGUAGUAACAUCCUUGAUGAAUUAUUUAAAAUGAAUAUUCAUUCAUCUUGAAAAUAUUUUUGAUGAAAGAAAUGAUUUCUAUUGCAUUCACACUCGAUAUGGCGAGUUAGUUUUACAUUAUUUUUUCUACUAUGUAUCUCACCAUGUCAAAGUUCAACUUUGUACAAGUCGACUUUGCAAGAUAUAUUCAUUUGUGUUGAUUUGUAUGGUUUUUAUUUUAUAUCUACGCCUAUGUGAUUAUUUCUUAUCUUGUAUUGAGUUGAGGAAUGAAAUAAAACUUGAACUUGAACUUGAUAGCUGAUCUCGCCAUGUCGACAUAAUAAUGCCAUUUUAAAGUCGACAAAGAAAAAUAUGAUAUUUCGCCAUCUCGUCAAUGACUCUUCUGGAGUUACAUAGAUGAACCUUAAAGCAGUUCUGACAGAGUGCAUCUACAAUAUUAGCUUUUUGUUAAAUGUGAAAAUCUAGGCUGAAAAAUUGAGUUCGCUGAAAAUCGUCUACACAAAAACCCACACUUUAGCAUGUACUAUUACUUGGUAAAAAAAUAAAUGGAACGUCAUACUCAUUUUCUAAUAAAAUCAUUGCCUUUUAUU